This is a messenger RNA of Cherax quadricarinatus, 3845 nucleotides long. The record is from RefSeq and is a predicted model, not a curated record. NCBI's taxonomy places the organism in Eukaryota, Metazoa, Arthropoda, Malacostraca, Decapoda, Parastacidae.
GGGAGCGUUGUGAACACAGAAUGCUGAGGAUUCCAUUCAAGCCACUGUCAGAGAGGAUGUUUGAGGAGCCCUUCUGGUUGGGCCUGAUGACUGUGGCUAUUGUCAUGGGCUGCAUUGGAAUUAUCUUUUGCAUUAAAAAGCAUUUUGCCGAAAAAAUUGAGAAGUUCUUCGCCGAGGAGAUUGAGAGGAGCAAAUAUGGUGCAAUGUCCCCCGCGCCCUCCCGUCUGGCGCCUCUGCCUAGUCCUACGGGGCUCAGCCCUCGUCCUCGUCCAAAGUCCCUGUUUGUGCGGCUCAAUAGUUUCCGCAAAGCCUCGCUUCUUAGCCUGUCCUCGACAGCGUCCAGUCCACAGUGCGAGGCUCCCGCAUUUACCUUUGACGAUUUGCUCAGGCUGCAUAAACGUACAGGUGGGUCAGUAGCAGCUACCAGCAGCGGCAGUCCACGUCGUAGCAGUCAUAAGUGUCGCUCUCAGACAGCUAGCCCACGUGCUGACAGCAAAAAGAUUUUGCGUCAUUUGGUCACCCCUCCUGUUGGCCACCGUGCCGCAAGCUUUGAUGAAUUUCUCCACCUACGAACCCAAAUUCCCAAGUGUAGUGUGGUGUCGGAGGAAUAUAAUCAUCUGCAGAACGUUGAUAAUAGGACUUCUUCCUCUGUGGUGGUAGAACGUACUCGCAGUGCUGACAUAGCCACAGAGCUUCUCCGUAGUGAUGUUGGUGAUGAGUGCAUUCCUGAGGGGCUUAUUCGGGAAACCUCUCUCAUUUCUCUUGCACCUUCACCCUCCAAACAGGACAAAAGAGUCACAUUUGCCAAGCUUUUGGACAAAAUGUCCAAAGAGAUGAGUUCUUCUUCUUCAGACAUGAGCUGCAAUGAAGAAAAGUCACCCAGUAGAAUAUUUAAUUUUGGUGGUGCACGACGGUCCCCAAGAAGAUCUCCAAGAAUACGACAUACACAGAGAUACAGUGGAUCUGGAAGUGAGGAUGUGAUGGAAACACCUGACGUCUCAUCAUCCGAGAUGACGCCUGAUCCCCCAAAGAGACUCCUCACAGUGAAGAGCUCAUCGUCUCCCUCCUCCAAAACAUCAUCACCACAGAGUCGCACUAAAAUGGUUAAAAUAUCCUCUGCUGAUUCCUUAUUAGCGAUGAUAAAAAAUUUUGGUGGAUCUGGCCGUCCUUCCUCCAACCCAUCUAGUCCUCAUGGCUCUGAAUUUGAUGAUUCUUCAACCCAUGCAUCACCCUCCACCACACCCACCACACCACAGAAAACACCACCACAGUGCAAGCAAGACACACUUACUGUUCCUGGGACAUUGCAGGUGCAGGUUCAGUCUGCAGGUGGGUCUACUCAAAAUUCUGGGCCUGUCAUCACCCUGGAAGUGCCCAAUAAUGAUCAACAUCGUUGUCUGUCGCCUAUUACGGAGCUGCCCACACCAGUGCCUACACCUGUUCCUUCACCACUACCCACACCAUGCAGGUACCGACCUAAGCCACGCACAAGUUCAGAAUCUAAUGACAACAAGGAUAGUGAAGAUACUGAAUCAGAAUUUUCUCUCUCUAUAUCUGUGGAGCGCAGUAGUUCUGACAGCUCUGGUCCGGAUCACCGUAUCUUUUUCACUUCCUUGAAGAGCUUGCACAGUCUUGCCAAUGCUAGUGCAAGGUCAGAGACUCUCUCUCCCACUGGUGCCACUGUUACACCCUCUUCUUCUCUUUCAUCCAGGACUCCUUCUCCGGUAACAUCACCCAAUAUUUCACCUGCAACUUCACCUAAAGUUAAAACAAAGCCUCCGCCAUUACACAUUCCAAAUGCCAAUUUACUUCACUUCAGUCCUGAAAAGGGUGAAAGCUCUUCUGAUGGUGCCUGUGGAGGUAUUACCAUACCUGUUCCUAUGAUCAAGGUGGAGGACACUGAUAAUGUGCAGUGGGACUCUGCACCACGAACACGCUCGCAGAGUGUUGAUGUAGGAAGAAUCUUGCAGGCUCCUAUCAUUACAAUCUCCUCUGCUGACGAUGAUCCUCAGUCACCGCCACUGCCACAGCCUCUUAUAAUACCAACACUUAAUGUUACAUUAGCUUCACCCCCAGCAUUGAGAAAGCAGUAUCCACCUGUACCUACCAUUAGCAUUGAGGCACCUCAGCCCUCCAAACCUCCGGUUCCUCCUCCAAGGCGAUAUCCGCUACAACGAGAGAAAGCUGGAUCGUUGGAUCUACAGCCAACUCCUACCAUAACAGUUACCAACAUGCUCAGUGAAGUUGAGUCUGACACAGACUCUCCCACAAGUGGGUGCCGGAGAGAUGGACCUUCUUCUUGCUACCUCAGUCCCUUUCUAGGGGUUGAUCUAAGAGCAUCUGAAUCUAAUCUUAGCUCAUCAGGAUAUAGUUCUGCAUACUCACCAGGACCUUCACGGUGCUCGUCUAAUAAUCCACUGUGUCCUGAGGAACCAACAACUCCCUCCGUGUCAUCAAUACCUUCCCGGCCCUUACAAAUCCCCAGUCCUCCACCUGCUAUAACUCCUCCAAAUAGAUCAAAACGCCGACCUCUGCUCAAAUCGCCACCAACAGAAAUCGCACCCAUAUCUACUCCCUCCCCGCUUCUCCAAACUGACUCUGAAACCACGGAUGAUCCUGCUGCUUCCCAACCAGAAGCUGAUUCUGCUCUGGAGCUGGAUACUAAUGACGAGUGUAGUGAUGGUGUAAUGCAGAGAAAUGAAGUGCAAAAGACUGGCUGUAUGGAUGAAGGAGAAGCACAGCGGCAGAGGCUGCUGCUCUCCACUAGCCAUUCUUUUCCUAAAGAGUCGCCUCGCUUAACAAGAUCUCCACCAGCUAUUGUGGUCCAUGGCUCGCUGCAUAGUGAGUCAUCUUUAGAAGACUGUCUAAAUGAAAAACCUGCCAGAUUAAGUCCAGUCAGUUCCCGUAGCGAAUCUCCCAUCAGUGACUCUCGUCUUAGUGUAGCAAGGAUAUAUCCAGCUUUUUUUGGUGUCAGUGGAAAACCUGAGUUACCAUACACUGACUCUGAUGGUCUCUAUGACUGCCCAUCCUCAGAGGUUCUUCAUUCAGAUUCCCAUGCUACAACUUCCCCACUCAAACGCCUCGGUCGGAAGCGACUAAAGCGAUCUCCAGGAAAGGGGCUUAAGUCUUUGUUAGGCAUAGGAAAUGUUAGACCCACCGAGGGAAUUACUGGAGGUGGGGUUACAGGGCAAAAUGAAGGAGUCAAGAGUCGCCUUGAGCCACCUCACUGGGAUCGAUCACCACGUCGGCAUUCGCCCAAGAGACGUGUUAGAGCACAAACCAGUGUUGAUCUUCUGUCAUCGUCUAAUGACAGCAUCACUUCACAAAGCCCAGUGGGCAGCAGCUCCAGCCCAGGCGAGAAUGAAGAGGCACCGUCACAUGAGGAUGAGCGCUUACGUGAUGGCAGUUCUGUAGGAGGCCGUGGUGGCCGCCGCAGACGGCCGCUUCUUAGAGGGGAGUCCAUUCCCUCCAAGUACUUGACUCGUCAAGGCUCUGUGGAUGCAUCUGGCGAGGAAACUCAGGAGGAGCAGUUGAUGCUGAAGCCAUCCAGAGGUAUAGAAGAGCUUCCUAGACACAGAAAAGUCUCUCGCUUUAGAAACUUUGGUAACCAGAUCCGGUUCCUUCGGCGUCUUCAGCUUUCACGGGGUGGUAAGGAUCACCUAGUCUCACCAGCAGGAAGUUCAGACUCUGACCCUGAGUGUGGUCCUCCUAUGGGGCCCUCGUGCACAGGACCCUCGAACAAGAGCACAAGCAGCAGCAGCAGUAAAGGAAGCAGAAGCCCUAGCAGCCAGAUCAAGUACAUGCCCGUCAGUGGUGGCUGUGUUACACAGUCAUUAUCACCAUGA